AUGCAGCAGUCGUCGGUCCUGUCGCAGCCUCCACUGAAAGCUUCCGGGAAACACGUCCAGCGACAGCUUGCCAUUGUUACCGACACACUCGCCUACGAGUAUCCCGUGCAAGUCCAGCAUUCUGCCACGGCUGAUGCUUCGGCCCGGCCAAACUGCCUACCCUCGCCUGCUCCCAGCGACCACCAUGACAAGUCUCCGAGCCUACAUGCUGUCCACCAACCGCCCCCUAUGCCUAAUGUCCACCAAUCGCCCACCAUACCCAGGAUAGCCACUGCUCACCAAUCACCCAGCAUACCCACUGUCCGAAUAAGCAAGAAGAGACAUGCUUCUGCCACCUCUUCGCUCGCAAACACGCCCACCGUUCUACGUCGCUCAGUCUCAUCGUCUCAACCCCCUCCUCCGCCCAACGCUGCUUUGCCCUUUGGUCCACAGUGGUCCGCCGUCUUCCAAGCAGACGAAUGCACCAGACGUCUUUCAGCCUUUGCCUCAGCUCACGCCCACUUGAACGAUGCUGAUCUGGAGAGACUGGGCACUCUCUAUGAUGCCACAAUCCAGAACGACUGGUACUUUAUCAUUCUGCUCAUGCUCUUAGCCUGUCACUUUUUAAAUUCCCCGUCCCUUGCCUCGCUCCGCCUUCCACAACACAGCCUGCCCAUGUUUGCAAGACUUUUGGGAGAACAAUGCGAGGGCAGUCGUCUAAGCCCUGAGGUCCAGCUCUUUAUUAGCACCUUCCCCAAACCUUUGGACGAACUGAGCUUUUGCUUGACCGAACAGUCUUUCACCACAGCCAUACGCCACAUUACCGCUUGUCUUCAUCAGAUAACUUUGAAUCUAGACCGUGUGCUUUCGCAAUGCCGCCAGGCAGAGACUCUUCCGACUGUCCAUGAUCUCAUCGAGGGUCUUGGUAUACGCUCCUUGCUGUUUCAGCGUGCCACUUUUCGCUUUCUCCUGCGCAACACCUGGGGCUCAGAUAGUGGUCCAUUGGCCGAACUUGCGAUGAGAGAAUUCAUGGAUGAGCAGCAGAGAUUCGGGGUGGAAGGUGGCCAGUCUCCUGAUGUGCGUAGUCGACAGCAGAGUGUUUAUCGCAACAUCUUUCGUCAACACAAGUGCUCCACCACAGCUCCGCCUAUUCAGCAGUCCACUGUUGCUUCGGGAAUUUCGGCCCCUUACAACGCCACACCUCUACAGCCGCAUCCAUCACCUCGUCAUUUCCAACCUCCUCGUCAGGCUCAAAUGCCGGCACCGGCACCAAAUGGCGCCCAGUUGCAGGCGACACAGAUGAACACCCAGAUGCGCAUACAAAUGCAAAUGCAAGCGCAAAUGCAGAUGCGUGCCCGAGCCCAAGCCCAAGCGCAACCAGUCCAACCUCCGCAGCCUGCCUUGUUCCAAAGCCAGCCGCAGGCUGCCUCACUUCCACUUCCCACAUCGGCUUAUUUCCAGAACAAUGGCGUUCCUUCACCAGCGCACACCGCAAUGCCAUAUCAGGGCAUCACUACAUCUCGUGAUCUUACCCAAAUGCAAGCAUUGAUGAUGUAUUCACGUCAAAUACAACCUCCACAACAUCCACAACAUCCACAACACCCCGGCUUGCCUUCAAGCCCCUCACUUGCAACUCAGAGAUCUCGCCCGCAGCGAUUCACUCAGCCGCCUCGACUGUUCUUUCCUGGACCAAACGCUUCAGUCGCCCAGCCUGCGCACCCUGAUUAUCGAAAAUCGGCACUCCAUCAGGCUCACAUGCGCAGUCCUAUCCUUGUCCCGAAGGAUGCCUCCGUUCGUGGCACUUCAAACGAUCAUUACCGUUGCGUUACCGGCUUUGGGCUCCAGCCCCACAGGCUGACAACCGAUCCUAUUCAAGAAAUCCCUUUUCAUCUGACACCAGAUGUCUUUGCACACCUUCUUAAGGUGAAAGUGAGCAUUGAUGGCGAUCCCCCGUCUGGAGAAUCUUACACCAACUCAAUAAUGCUAAGACUCAGAUGCUGUGAAGUGAGUCCACUUGAGCCUCUUCCUGCUGAGAAUAAAUGGGCACAACUCGAUGGCAGCUGGCCAAUCCAGGCCUAUUUUGCGGUCAAUCAGAAUCCGCUCGAACCGAGACGCAAGCUGCAUCAUGGCAAGUGUCUACCUAUCGACAUCACGCAUCACGUCAGUAUCGGCACCAACAAGCUUGUAGUGAGGAUAAAUCGCUUGAAGCACGACAAAUCGGCCUUCAAUUACGCUGUAGCUGUCGAGAUCGUUGGCUUCAUGACUCGCGACAGUAUCAAGGAGGCAUGCAUGAACAGACUCGUCCCUUCCGAACAGAUCCUGGCUUCAAUCAACAAAUCUCUGGCCAGCGAUGAUGAUGAUUGCAUAAUGCAAUCAAACUUCACUCUACACCUGUUCGAACCUUUCUCCAAUGCCAAGAUUUUCGACACUCCAGUCCGCAGCAAAGAUUGCUUGCAUAAGCAGGCCUUCGAUCUUGACGUUUUCUUGGAAACUCGACUUGAGCCCUCAACUAAAUUGUCCAACGAUCGUAUUAGCAAAGUGGAUUCCUGGAAAUGCCCUAUCUGCAGAGCCGACUCCAGACCUCAAAGCUUAAUAGUGGAUGGAUUCUUGGUAGGCGUUCGUGAAAGUCUCGCAGCCAAAGCCCUGCUAAACACACGUUCCAUCAUCAUCGAGAGUGAUGGCUCUUGGUCACCCGUACAAGAGUCUCACGACGAAGAAGAGACCGAGGACGAGGCAGCUCCAGCGCCAAAGAAGAACAUCGAAAUCAUUCUCAUCGAUGAUGACUAG
Messenger RNA from Aureobasidium subglaciale EXF-2481, 2766 nucleotides. RefSeq lists its product as uncharacterized. NCBI's taxonomy places the organism in Eukaryota, Fungi, Ascomycota, Dothideomycetes, Dothideales, Saccotheciaceae. The transcript has a single exon. Bases 1 to 2766 code for a protein of 921 amino acids. Gene Ontology annotation, molecular function: SUMO ligase activity; zinc ion binding. Gene Ontology annotation, biological process: protein sumoylation. The record is from RefSeq and is a predicted model, not a curated record.